AUUCGUGAGUCUAGUGUCGUAUAGUGAGGUGCUGCUAUGUCGGAGGAAUUCAAACUUGGAGAUCUGGUGUGGGCCAAGAUGAAGGGAUUUUGUCCGUGGCCAGGCCGAAUUGCCAAGCCUCAGAGUUACAUCAAGAAACCGGCGAAGAAGAUGAACAUCCAGUGCGUCUACUUCUACGGAACCAACAAUUACGCUUGGAUCGACGACGCCAAUAUCAAGCCGUACGAACAAUACAAGGAGAAGCUCAUCAACUCUAGCAAGAGUACUGCCUUCAAAGAAGCCGUGAGCGACAUCGAAAGAUACAUGGUCAUGAAGGAGGAGAAUCCGAAAUAUGAUCCGGACACUGAGGAGGAUAUGGACGGUGAGUUCGACAAGCUCAUGGUCGAGGACGAGGAGGAGAAGAUCACGCCAAAACCAAAACCCAAGAAGUCGCAGGGCGUAAAGAGACCAUCUUCUGCCAGUAAAAAUAUGACGCCGAAGAAGAAACGCGCUACGACGCCGGAGGAGAACGGAGCGACGCCUUCGUACACCACCAGUAGCAAUCGGAUCAAAAAUUAUCACGAAAUUCUAAAUAGACCGUCAGUGACUGAUGCAGUUGAAUCGCCAAUGGUUGACCUAACCAAUAUAUCCGAUAACAUGAAGAAGAAGAAAAUCGAAGCUUCUACGAAGACAUUCGGCUUCCUCGGUCUGGGAAUUAUGGGUUCGGGUAUAGUCAAGAACCUAAUCUAUUCUGGGCACAAAGUCAACAUAUGGAACAGGACGGACAAAAAGGCUCAGGACUUGAAGGAAAAGGCGGAUGAGAUUAAUGUCGGACUGGUCCAGAUUUACCCAACCCCCAGCGACAUUGUCGCCAAUUCCGAUAUCAUAUUCUGCUGCGUUAGUGACCCGACUGCUGUUAAACAGAUGAUGCAAGGCAAUUGCGGCAUCCUGUACGAGGAUGGGAACUUGAACGGCAAAGGGUACGUCGAGCUGACGAGCGUGGACAGCGACAGCUCGAAGGACAUAAGCAAGUUGAUUAAGAUGUACGGCGGUAAGUAUCUGGAGGCGCAGCUCGUUGGCAGCAAGAAGGAGGCGGAUGAAGGAAACCUGAUCGUCCUGGUGGCCGGCGACGAGGAUCUGCUGAAGGACUGCAAGAGUUGUUUCACGGCGAUGGGACGGACGGCGUUCAACCUGGGCAACGUGGGUCUGGCAUCCAAGAUGAACAUGGCGUUGCAGGUGAUCAAGGGGGUGGCACUGGCAGGACUCGCCGAAGGAUUCGCGCUCGCCGAUCGGGCGGGUAUCUCGCCAAAGGACGUGCUCGAGGUGUUCGAGCUGACGAGCCUCUGCUCGCCGUUCCUGCGCGCCAAGGCCGAUAUGAUUAUGUCUAUGGACUUUAGGAACGUGGAGCAACCUCUGCAGCAUAUGCAGAAGGACAUGCGGCAGGCACUCGAGCUUGCCGAUACGCUGACGCAACCCCUGCUGAUGACAUCCACCGCGAACGAGAUCUACAAGCACGUGAGGAGAUUAGGCUAUGAUUCUCACGACGUCGCCAGCGUUUACAUGAGAGCCCGUCACUGAGAAGUACUGAAUCAUCGCUUCAAAAACAAAAACAGCAACAACAAUAACAACAGCAGCAACAACAACAAAAAACAAAAUAUUGUAACGAAAGAAAGGAAUAGAGAAUUCGAGAAGGAGAAUUAACAAACACCACCAUUGAUUGAA
Messenger RNA from Nicrophorus vespilloides, 1701 nucleotides. RefSeq names its product putative oxidoreductase GLYR1 homolog. Lineage: Eukaryota; Metazoa; Arthropoda; Insecta; Coleoptera; Silphidae. The coding region runs from base 37 to 1557 and encodes 506 amino acids. The record is from RefSeq and is a predicted model, not a curated record. The transcript is spliced from 9 exons. Gene Ontology annotation, molecular function: oxidoreductase activity, acting on the CH-OH group of donors, NAD or NADP as acceptor; NADP binding; NAD binding.